GCAGCCCGCGCCAUGGAGGUUACGCAGACCAGCCUAGACAAAUUUUUCAAGUCCAGGAAGACCGCCAGGCCCGGCCACCCCCUCAAGGGCCACGUCAAGGCUGAUGCUGGAAACAUCAAAUCCCUUCUAAAACAAGCCUCCAAGAAUGAGAGGACUGUUGCCCAGAGACCACCUCAGACUCCUAAGAGGAAGAGUGAAAAUGAGGAGGCUGCACAGAGGAAGAGGAAGAGGGAGCCUUCCGAGGAAGGUAGUUUGCCUAGGACCCCCAGGACCCCCAAGAACAGGAGGGAGACCUCGGAGGAUGGCACCACACCCAGGACGCCCAAGACACCCCGGACACCCAAGGACAGAGCUUCGGUGGUGCCACAGACGCCGCGCUCUGCCAGGAAGAGGCUCAUCAUGGGGCCGCAGGAUGAGGGUGGUGCCAGUGAGACUGAGAACAACCUUGGUGCCUCUCCGACAAAACUCAAGAAGCUGGAGGAUAAACUGACACCGCAGCAGGUGAAGGAAAAGUUGGGCAAGUGUGGCCGCCUGGAUGAGCUGCGCGCCAGGCUGCUCAAAGUGAACCAGUGUGGAGAAAAGCUGCGACAGUUCCAGGAGAAGACACUGUCAGACUCUCCGGCACCCAAGAUAUUCUCCCCUAAGAAGGGAGAGACAGGAGGCAUACAGCUGGAAAAGUUCUCUAAGCUGGAAUUUGAAGUACCUGCCAGUCCCAAGAAGACUCCCAUCAAGACCCCACUCAAGUCCCCCAUCAGGGCCCCGGCCUACGAGCGCUACCAGCACCUGGUGGGGCAGCCGUCCCAGGAGCUGGCGCUGCCCUACAAGUACCGGCUGGUGAAGGAGGUGUUCCGGGCCGUGGACACUGUGGUCUCCAUCCUUCACAACAGACAGGAGCUCAUCACCUACUCCAAGCUCAAACCAGCUGUGCAACAGAUGUUGAGCAGAGCCUUCACUGAGCACUACCUUGGGCAGAUCAAAACAGUGUUUCCUCUGGCCUACUUCUUCAAGCAGGAGUCCAUCAAAAACAGCAUCAGCACAGGCACUGCUGGAGGAGGGAAGAGGGCAUACCAGUUAACACUGAAGGCCAACUUAGACUACAAGUCAUCAGCAUCACAGAAUUUGUCCAAGAUGUUUGACAGCUUCUCAGAGCCGCAGACCCCCAAGUACCGCAAGAUGGACUCCAUAGUGAUGGUGGAGCGCCGGAACAUCUUCCACAACCUCUUGGUUGAUCAUCUCAAGGAACACCAUGAACAGUUUCUCCAGUCACUCGACCCGCCCAUCUCUGGGUCCGGCAUGAGCAUCAAGAGGUGGCACCCGGAGUUCCCUCUUGAGGAUGUCCCCGAUGUGGAGGCAGCGCCCCUCCCCCAGCCCCCUGAGGUGGGCAAGCUGGACACUGCCAGAGACGUGUUGGAGAAAGCUCAGUCCUUGCUGUCCUGUAACCCCCGCAUGGAGCAAGUGCUGAAGGAUGCAGCAGCCAAGGUGCCACCCGAGGCAGAGGGAGGCACAACACCACCGCCUGAGAAACCCGCCGAGCCUGCCAACGUGUGUGCAGCACUCAAGGGCAUAUCAAGUUCACUUCUAGAAAAGGUGCGCGCACGUGAGGCAGCCAAGCGUGCGAGGGACAUGACUCGCAGCACCACAGAGAACAAGGAGCUGGAAAUGUUGUCCAGAUUGCCAGAGAUGGCCAGAAUCAUCCGAAACUCCUUUGUGACAGAGAAGAAGGCUGCCCUGCCCUGGGAGAUGAUUGCUGCCAAGGUUACUGCCAGCUACUCCUCUUUGAUGAGCUCCAGUGAGGUGGACCGGCACCUUCACCUGCUGGUGGAGGCGUUGCCGGGGUGGUGCACCGUCCACAAGGUUCGCAGCGGCACCUUCCUCAAGAUCAACAAGGCCCGCGAGCUGAGCACCGUCACAAAUGAGUUAAAUAAGGUCAUACAGCAGCGCAGAUGAACACAUUGCUGCUGCUGGGGUUAUAAACCUUUUUUCAACGUACUUUUUAUUUGUUGUACGUUUUUUACAUUUUUUUACCCUGGUAAAGAAUGUACUCAUCUGAUGGGGUCAUGAAUGCAGUUUUAAGAAGAAUUUUAUCACCAAUUAUCUUGAGAGUUGUGGUUAAGGGGGAAAACAGUGGUUUUGUGUCAGUAUAAGCAUGUGCUGUAGUACAAGUAUAUAUAUUAACAGUAUUUUAAGUGAAUUAUAGGUAGUUGUAAUUUUUUACACAUUACCAAAGACAUCUCAUAAAUUUAUUUACUGGGGGUUGUUAACUUAUUUACUUUGGGGUUUCUGAAGGGCUUCAGGAUAUUCUGGCUGCUGUGGCCAAGCCCAGGCAGGGUUGUCAGGGUGGAGGUGUGUUUUUAAAGGACUUAAUAGAGGGAGAGGAGGUGGAAAAUUGAAUUCACCAAGUAAUUAGGGUUCAUUGUUGUUUCAUCCCAGGAAGCAGGUGCCUUUCAAUGACGUAUAUGCCUAUUUACCCUUUCAAUUACGAGGACCAACUGCUUCCACUGCUGUGCCUUGAGUGCCAUUCAGCAUCACGGUGCCAAUGCCAGAGGAGAGGUGUCAAGAUUGUAGAAUUAGAGGUUUAUAAUUGUUAUGACAGUUGAGUAUAAAUGAAGUAAUCUCACUGAAUCAUUACAUCCUUUUUGUGUUGGUACUAAACUUUAUAAAGAAGUAAUCAAAGGAUCUUUUUGAGCUUGAAAUAAACUAUGCUGACUGUGCAGUUUUAUGCCACAUUAUAAGUGAAUGUCAUUUGGCUUUUGUGCAUCUGAUGUGUAGCACAAUUUGUUUUAUACAUAGUAUCUUCAUAUGCAUGGAUUUUGGGUAGAGUUUUACAUUUUUAUGAUGCUUAAUUUCAAGAACAGAUCAAUUGUGAAAAUUUAAAAUAUUCAUAAUUCCAUAUCACCACCACCACCAUCAUCAUGCCACCAUUAUCAUCACUUCAGUAGUCAUCAUCACCCCAUUUUCUAGGUAAGUGUUCAUGUUUGUAACAAAAAGAAUAAUUCAUAGUGUGGCAACAGGUGCCAAGGGACCAUUUUUACAGGUAAUCUAGAAACAUUGUCAGAUGACUUGCCUUUGUCUGUCUGUGAUUAUUUGUAUGAAAUUAUAGUUUUAAAAGUAAUGAAGCCCUUAAGUCAUGUUCUUUAUCAAGGUUCUUCAAAGUGAGGUGCCGUAAGACAUGUUUGUUACGGUUUAUCAUUACUGUAACAAGUAAAAGUGAGUCAAGUGCCUCAGGUCGUGUCCAUCGCUGCAUGUGUUGCCAUGUUGGGUGCACACCAGAUGGGCACGGGUAAGCAUGCUGUGUUGUGGACUCGUUAUUUAUAAUUACAUGAAAGUUUGUACAUA
Messenger RNA from Eriocheir sinensis (Chinese mitten crab), 3336 nucleotides. It is a transcript of the gene dup, whose product is annotated as DNA replication factor Cdt1-like. Gene Ontology annotation, cellular component: nucleus. Gene Ontology annotation, molecular function: DNA binding; DNA polymerase binding. The transcript is spliced from 12 exons. Gene Ontology annotation, biological process: mitotic cell cycle; DNA replication preinitiation complex assembly; DNA replication checkpoint signaling. Bases 13 to 1947 code for a protein of 644 amino acids. NCBI's taxonomy places the organism in Eukaryota, Metazoa, Arthropoda, Malacostraca, Decapoda, Varunidae. The record is from RefSeq and is a predicted model, not a curated record.